AGCCACUCAAAUGGGGCUUGGAAUGGCGGGCGUGGAAUGGCGAUGGAGGUGAGGCGAUCGCGGCCAAUCUCGCGGAUUUUCUCGUGAUUUCUCUGCGCGGAGGUACUGCCGUGAUGGCGCCCGCAGAAGCUGGGGAAAUUCCUGGUAGCGAAGAGCGGCGAGCAUUUCAGGUGGAAGAAGACGAGCCAGUGCUGAAGCGUGCCGCGUCGGUGUUCUUCGCGGAUAUGGUGGCGAGCGCCACUUCUUCGUUGGAGAGCUGCGCGCGAUCGAAUUACCCCAACGGCAAAGACGCGAAUCUGGUGGAGCCUUUUGCUUCCGCUCCUCCAUUCUGGGAGGGUGGCCCUCCUCCAGCAACUCUCUUGGAUCUCAACGUUCCAUUGCUGGCACCAAAGCUGGAUUGCUCAAGCGCUGGUGGUGGUGGUGGUGGUGGUGGCGAUCCCCUCUUUGACUUUCAAGAGUUCCACCAUCGUCUCCACGACGUAAGCAAAGCUCCAUUCUCGCAGUAUCAUUACGAUGACCAUCUUACCUGGGAGAGUUUUUUUACUCCUGCCGCUGCUGCUUCUGGUACUCAGGGCCAAGACGAUCCUUUCCAGGGUUACAACGUGAGCUCUUCGCACGAUCGCGGCUAUAAUGGUAGCGUCUCUCAGCUCCUUGACGCGUUAGCGCCACCACGACCGGCAGAGUCUUGUAGCGGCGGUAACGUCCAAGCCAGGAUGGGAAAUCUCAUGGAGCUUCUCUACGGACGCCAGGAGGCUGCUUCUCAGCUCGGGCCGCCACCGGCGAUGGAGUCUUCGACCGGUGAUGGAGCUAAAGUUCAAGACAAAGCUGGCGACGACGAUGGUGGGUUUGUGGAGCCUCUGUACAGUCGCAUACGGAGCCAGGAGGAGGAUGAGCAGGAUUUGGAGUUUGGGAACUUCUGGGAUGGCGAGAAGCCUGCUCAGCACUCGGCGUUGCCGGGAGCUUGCACGGCCGACUGUCACGACUUGGUGAGCAGCAUCUCGAACCUGUCGAAGGUUUUGCUGUCGCACUAUGGAGCUCGAGAGAAGAAGGCACCGAAUUCUUUUCUGCGACAAGCAGGGAUAAAGGACUUGCAGUCGGCCAUAUUGGACCUCUCCAAGUGCCUCGUUCAUGCACACGGCCAGCAAAAUGCCACUGUGGAGGAUGCAAAUCAGCAGGUCGAAGAGAGCAAGAACCCUUCCGAGGAGGAUCCAAACUUUGGACUGUACAGCGAGACUGACGAGCAGCCUGCCGAGCACGACGAAGACGGUAACGAGCAGCUUGUGACGAGGUUUAAGAUUCUCUUGGAAUUGGCUGGAAAAGGUCCCAAGGAGGUGGAAGAGGUUGUCUCCAAAAGCGAUCCCGAGCCCGAGGAGAAGCAGCAGAACCCUUCGUACCUCGACAGCAACCAAGUGGAGCAGAGGCUGGCGCUCUUGAGAAGCCGCCCCCAGUGGAGUGAUGACGAUGGUGCCGCGACGAUGAGUGGCGAGGACAUCCAAGUGCGAGACGACUACGUUCCGAAACGUACCGCGUCCUUGAAGGAGCUGUCCGACCGCCUCAUGAAGAAUGGCGUGCAAGCAGCAGCAGCAGCAGCAAAUCCAGCAGCAGACAAGGGGUCUGAUAGCAGCGAAGAGUUCGGCUGGGAGCACAUCUAAGAUCAUCUCUUGCGCUUUGCGUGUAAGUAAGUUUGCUAAAGUGGAGAUCUUCAAACUUCCAGACUGGAUUUCCUUAGUAGAAAAGCUAUAAAGACAAAAAGAGAGGCACUGCUGGUGUCCACCAAGAAGUGUACAGUACGAUCAAAAAAAGAGACGCUUGGAUUUCUCUCAAAA
Messenger RNA from Selaginella moellendorffii, 1826 nucleotides. RefSeq lists its product as uncharacterized. Lineage: Eukaryota; Viridiplantae; Streptophyta; Lycopodiopsida; Selaginellales; Selaginellaceae. Bases 114 to 1652 code for a protein of 512 amino acids. The transcript has 4 exons. The record is from RefSeq and is a predicted model, not a curated record.